Molecule: messenger RNA, 2192 nt
Organism: Diachasmimorpha longicaudata
Lineage: Eukaryota; Metazoa; Arthropoda; Insecta; Hymenoptera; Braconidae
Product: leucine-rich repeat-containing protein 15-like
Exons: 1
Coding region: 814-2148 (444 amino acids)
Cellular component (GO): plasma membrane
Molecular function (GO): protein binding
Source: RefSeq, a predicted model, not a curated record
AAGAUUUGGUUUCAGUCUUCAAAUUUCGGUGUUGCAGAUGUCAAAGAAGGGAACAAGCCGAAAUAAAUUAGAAGAUACCAGUCCUUUGGUACUGUGAUAGUCUCGAAUAAUUCCAUACAGUUCUGCGACACCGAUUACCCUCUUCACGUUCUGUUUUCGAAUUUUCCUCCUCAAAUUCGAACAUAUAUUCGGGUUUUUUGACGAUUUAUCUUGCGUAAGAAAGAGGAGAGGAAAAUGAAAGAAGAGAAUCGACAAGUAAUUUAAAUUGAUAACCUGGUGACCUUCAAAGUUUAACAUUUGAAAGAAUCUUUUGGAGUCAUCAGUUGACCCCAAAAGAUUCUUUGGAAGAUGCAGAACAAAUGAAGAUUCAGACUUUAGUCAAAUGUUGAAAUCAGCACAUCUUCAGAAAAAAUAUUCUUGUCGAAAUCUUUCAAAGGAUCUUUCAGGGUCACCAGGGAGAUCUUUCGAUGAUUCUGCUGAAGAAUUCAGGAAGAUCUGCGACAAAUAAUAAUUUUUCUACGCUGGAUCUUAUGAGAAAUAACAUAAAACAGAGUAGACACCAGAUAUAUGUACAAUCUAUAAAUCAACGAUUUCAAUCGGGGUCAAUAUUACAUCAAAUGUCAUUACGAUUACAUAAAUUAGUGUUGAUACAGUCAUCAACAGAAAUUGUAAAAUUGAAAUAGAAUUCUGGUCAUGAAAGGUCAAUGGCAGUGAUUACAGUCUCUAUGAAACUCAACGAUCCACCGCCACUAUUUUCAGUCUUAUCAGAAGCCAGUGUUGUGUGGGCUGUAUGGUGCAACGAGUCAUCCAGCUAUGAAGAUAAUCAUUGCAAUUAUUAUUAUUACACUUGUCUCCUCAAUAACUGGGCAGCAUGAAGUGUGUACAAGAGACAAGGGUUUGAAAAUUUGUCAGAAAUCUGCUACCGUCAUUACGCGCGUUACCAUAGACGACUAUUCAGCCCUUGACAAUGGUUUUUUAUCAAUGUCAUUCAACAAUGACACAAUUAUUGGCCCGAGAGUCUUCAACACUGAGGAAGUCACUCGAUUUCUUCUGCAAAUGCCCUGGACCCAAGAACGUAAUAAAACAGCUCUUUCCACAUUGACUCUCCAUCCGGAUACAUUUAUUACUUCGUCAAAUAACUUCACGAUCGGUAUUAUCAGAGCAAAUGUUAACGUGAUUGGUGAUUCAUUUAAAUCUAUGACACAAUUGACAUAUUUGAGAUUUAUGUAUUGUGGCUUCACCGAAGUGCCUAUUACAAUGUUACAAUCAACCCCAAAUCUGACCGAACUGUCAUUCGAAUAUAAUUAUAUAAGCGUUAUUCCUGCCAAUGCUUUUGCCUCAUUGAAACACCUGAGAGAGCUGCAUUUAGAAGGAAAUGGAAUAACAAAUCUGGAACUUGGUGCUUUUAAUGGGCUGAACCACUUGAAUGCAUUGAACGUUGGUGGAAAUCACUUUACUGCAGUCCCCGGAAUUUUUAAUGGCUUGAAUAAACUAAAUCGCCUUGAUAUUGACCACGCAUUUAGGUACAAUGGAUUUAACAUUGAUAUUCUUCAAGAUAUACCCGCUGUUACCAAUAUUAGAAUGGGAAACAUCAACAUAACUUACUUGCAACCUGAUAUGUUCGAUUUUGUUCCUCGAUUGACACAUUUGUCUUUGUAUGGAAAUGCCAUAAUUAGUGUCCCAAAAGGUGUAUUUGACAAGACAAAAUCACUCUAUCUGCUUCACUUGGCAGCGAAUAAAAUUGGCUCGAUAGAACCUGGAGCAUUCUCGGGAUUAAAUAUGACAAUACUAUAUCUCUUGGAUAAUAUGGUUAAUAAGACAAUCGAGACUGGUACGUUCAGUGGGCUGAAUGUGAAUGAAUUAAAUUUCGAGCGGAGCAGUAUUAUAAAACUCAAACCUAGAGCUUUCGAGGGUCUCAAUGCAAAGGAGAUCAAUUUGAGUCGUAAUAAGCUGAUGCAAAUUGGUCCUGAUGAUUUCUUCGGGCUUAAGACUGGAGAACUGAAUUUAAAGAAUAAUUAUAUUUCAUCUAUUGCACCAAACGCAUUCAGGAAUGCAACAGUGAAGACUCUACGCCUCACUGGAAAUCCAAUCAGUGCUGGAGAUCAAGACAAGUGGGGUCUCUCCGCAUCAACAGAAAUAUUGAUCUAAUUAAUUGUGAGAAAUUGUAUCAAGUAAAUUGAACCUGAAAAUUA